AUGGACGAGGAUAAAUUAGUUGACCAGUUAUUGAGCAAAGAAGAUAGCUCUCGGGACGAUCACUGUAAACCAAAAAAUGAAGAUGUGUCGCUAUAUGGGUUACUAGAUGAGGUUUCCAACGGUAGGAGGUUGAUGAACUGCUUGUUCCAUUCAUCUAUGCAGGUCGGAACUAGAUUGAGUACCAACAAACUGGAUCAGAAAUGUCGACAAAUUCUGAGAGAUUGGACCGAUGAGGAAAAAACUAUGGCUAUGGAUUCUGGUGGUUUACAACUAGAUGCACCAGUUCUGUUUUCUUGGAGCCAUAAUUCAGCAUCCACGUCUGUGCAAGGCAAUACAAAUACAAACUUGAAGGGUUCUACACACGGUGGGAAGAAAAGGACUAAAAUUACCACUAGCAGCCAAUUAUUUGAUAAGGCUUCCGCAGAAAUUAGCAGAUGUAUAAGCCAGACUACAAAUAGUUGGAUGGUGGAUGAGAGCACUAACGCGAGUGAGACAAAUGGCAUCGACAACGACAAACCGUCCUCUUCAUGGGCUAGUUCCAGCUUCAAAGUGGAUCCUCUCCAGAAAUUUGUUGUCAAGCAAUUGCCAAAACCAAAGAAGAAACCUGAAAGUGAUCAAGCAAAGAAAAACAAGACGAAAAGGAAGAGCUUUUUUGGAUUCUGGGGCCAUUCUAGUUCCAAAUCGAGCUCAAAAAAGAAGCCCGAGAAGCCUAUCGAAAUUGAAGCCGAUGUUCACGAAGAAGCGGGAACUCCUAGCCCGCCACUGGAUGAAGAUGCUAGCUCCCACAAUGUAUGCACUACACAAUCAAAUCAAGAAAGCAUAAAUAGCCAACAAGUUGAGCCCGUAGAAAGUGAAGUUUCAGUCGAAAACACCCACAGCGACCAUGGUGAGUUCGAAGAAUUCAAACAAGCAACUGUACACGCCAACGAUCUUCUUUCUUGCGAGCCCAGUAUAGCCAACCCCCCUUCGUUGAACUUGGGCUCAUUUGUGCCAUUGCAACCAAAAAAGAAAACCUCAUAG
Messenger RNA from Saccharomyces eubayanus, 1020 nucleotides. It is a transcript of the gene LFT1, whose product is annotated as Lft1p. The record is from RefSeq and is a predicted model, not a curated record. The coding region runs from base 1 to 1020 and encodes 339 amino acids. The transcript has a single exon. NCBI's taxonomy places the organism in Eukaryota, Fungi, Ascomycota, Saccharomycetes, Saccharomycetales, Saccharomycetaceae.